AUGGCCCCCUUCUCCCGCCACCACGAUGAGGACACCGACGAGGACGACUCGGUCGACCCCGAGCUCCGCCUCCGCACCGUUCGCACUGCCGCCUCGACCAUCGCAGAGUCCAUCCGCCAGGAGCAACGCGCCGAGCGACGCAAGUCCGUCCGCAAGAAGGGCUCGCGCUUCUUCCGGAGAGACAAGAAGAAGGAUGUGCAGCCCGCACCGACGGGCACCGCCGCGCCCCACGUCGCCGGUCGUCGACGGAAUGUGUAUGUGAACGUCAACCUGCCGAUGAACGAGGUGGAUAAUCGCGGAGAGCCGAUCGCGAGGUAUGCGAGGAACAAGGUCCGCACGAGCAAGUAUACGAUCAUCACAUUUGUCCCCAAGAAUCUUUACGAGCAAUUCCGCCGUGUUGCGAACCUCUACUUCCUGGCCCUGGUCAUAGUCCAGGUCUUCUCCGUUUUCGGCGCCCCUUCACCACAGACUUCCGCCCUCCCUCUAAUCUUCAUCUUGACCGUGACCAUGAUCAAGGACGGCGUUGAAGACUACCGGCGAGCGAUGGUCGACGACGAGGUCAACAACUCGGCGGUCACGAGACUCGGCAACUGGCGCAACGUCAACCAGCCGCAGGAUCCCCGCGCAUGGUACCAGAAGAUGCUCGGGGUGCGGGCGCCGGACAAGGUGACACGCGGAGUGAAGAAGCUACGGGAGCGCGAGGCGAGUGAAGGCAAGCAGAUCGUGAUGAGCAAGGACCCGGGCGAGGACCGCAACAGCAUGAGCACGCUCCCUGCGAACAACAACAACAGCAUGGAGCUCGGCUUCUACGGCGCCGGCGGCAAGCUCGACGAUAUCCAGAGCAUCGACUCACACAGCUACCCUCCGGCGGACCCUGCGGCCGGGAACACGACCUCGUGGGGCGGCAGUACGUCUGGCUCCUUCACCGCCUAUCAACAGUCCAUCCACCCACCGGCCGCGACUGGCGUCGUCGACUACAGCAAGCGAACGCCUGGUCUGGCGCACUGGGAACGCACGCUCUGGAAGAAACUCGAGGUUGGUGACAUCGUUCUUCUCCGGGACAACGAACAGGUGCCGGCGGACCUGGUCGUGCUUGCGACGUCGGACGCCGAUAACAUGUGCUACCUCGAGACGAAGAACUUGGACGGGGAGACGAACCUGAAGCCACGCAAGGCGGUGCGGGCGACGGCGGCGAUGACGUCCGAGGAGGACAUCGAGCGUUCGUCGUUUAUCCUCGACUCCGAGCCGCCCCACGCGAACCUGUACCUCUACCACGGCGUGCUUCGGUACAAGGACCCUGCGAGUGGAGAACCCAAGCUGGACACGGUGACCAUCAACGAGCUGCUCCUUCGUGGGUGCACGCUGCGGAACACGGCAUGGGUCGUGGGACUGGUAGUGUUCACGGGUGCGGACUCCAAGAUCAUGCUCAACGGAGGUGACACUCCGUCGAAACGGUCCAAGAUCGAGAAGGAGACGAACUUCAACGUCAUCGUCAACUUCCUCCUCCUCGUCAUCAUGUGUCUUUCGUCGGCGAUCCUCAACGGCUACUUCGACAGCAAGAGCGACACAAGCGCGGACUUCUUCGAGCAGGGUGCCGAGGCGUCGCACUCGAACGUCCUCAACGCUGCCAUCACUUUCGUGUCGUGUCUCAUCGCCUUCCAGAACAUCGUCCCUAUCUCGCUGUACAUCUCAAUUGAGAUCGUCAAGACGAUCCAGGCGUACUUCAUCUCGCAGGACAUCGACAUGUACUACCAGCCGUUCGACGCGACGUGUACGCCAAAGACAUGGAACAUUUCGGACGACCUGGGGCAGAUCGAAUACGUGUUCUCGGACAAGACGGGUACGCUUACGCAGAACAUUAUGGAGUUCCAGAAGUGUUCGAUCAACGGCGUCGCGUACGGCGAGGGUGUCACCGAGGCGCAGCGCGGGGCGGCCAAACGUGAGGGCAAAGUGGAGUCGAUGUCGCCGGAGGAGCAGGACAUCCAGCUGCAGAUAUCCAAGCGGCAGAUGCUCGAGAAGAUGUCGCAGGCGUUCAAGAACCGGUACGCUCAGCCGGACCACCUCACCCUCGUCUCGCCCAGGCUCGCAGAUGACCUCGCGGACCGCACCUCGCCGCAGCGCCAGUACCUGAUCGAUUUCUUCCGCGCGCUCGCUGUCUGCCAUUCCGUCCUGUCCGACCGCUCCGACCAGAACCAGCCGUUCAAGCUCGAGUACAAGGCGGAGUCGCCGGAUGAGGCUGCGCUCGUCGCCGCGGCGCGAGAUGUCGGCUUCCCCUUCGCCAACAAGUCCAAGGACGCGAUCGACAUCGAGGUCAUGGGCCAGCCGGAGCGCUACAUCCCGCUGCAGAUGCUCGAGUUCAAUUCCACGCGCAAGCGGAUGAGCGUCGUCGUGCGCAACCCCCAAGGCCAGCUCAUCCUCUACUGCAAGGGCGCGGACUCGGUCAUCUACCAGCGCCUCCGCGCGGACCACGAUCCGGAGCUCAAGGCUGCAACGGCGCGGGACAUGGAGGCAUUCGCCAACGGCGGUCUGCGCACGCUCUGCAUCGCCUACCGGACGCUGUCCGAGCAGGAGUACAUGGACUGGGUGCGCGUCUUCGAGGCCGCCCAGAACUCCACUACGGACCGCGACGAGGAGAUCGACAAGGCCAACGAGAAGAUCGAACACUCUCUCACCAUCCUUGGCGCGACCGCCCUCGAGGACAAACUCCAGGAGGGUGUGCCCGAGGCCAUUCAGACGCUGCACCGCGCUGGUAUCAAGCUUUGGAUCCUGACGGGCGACAAGGUGCAGACCGCCAUCGAGAUCGGUUUCAGCUGCAACCUGCUCAAGAGCGACAUGGAGAUCAUGAUUCUGUCAGCGGACACGCUCGAGGCUGCGCGCCUACAAAUUGAAGGCGGCUUGAACAAGAUUGCAUCUGUCCUCGGCCCGCCGUCGAUGGACCCCGAGCGCCGCGGCUUCGUACCUGGUGCGCAGGCGGCUUUCGCGGUCGUCAUCGACGGCGACACUCUCCGGCACGCGCUCGGCAAGGAACUCAAGCAGCUCUUCCUCACGCUCUCCACGCAAUGCGAGACCGUCGUCUGCUGCCGUGUCUCUCCUGCCCAGAAGGCGUUGGUCGUCAACUUGGUCAAAGAGGGCCGCAACGCUAUGACGCUUUCAAUCGGUGAUGGAGCGAACGACGUCGCUAUGAUCCAGGAGGCGAACAUCGGGUGCGGUCUGCUCGGAUACGAGGGUUCGCAGGCAGCGAUGUCUGCGGACUACGCAUUCGGCCAGUUCCGUUUCUUGACGAAGCUGCUCCUUGUUCACGGCCGGUGGUCGUACCAGCGCGUGGCGGACAUGCAUGCCAACUUCUUCUACAAGAAUGUCAUCUGGACUUUCGCGAUGUUCUGGUUCAUGAUCUUCAACAACUUCGACGCGACGUACCUGUACCAGUACACCUUCAUCCUAUUGUGCAACCUUGUGUUCACCUCGUUGCCUGUCAUCGUGCUCGGAGCCUUCGAUCAAGACAUCAACGCCAAAGCCGCUCUUGCGUUCCCUCAACUGUACAUUCGAGGCAUCCGUGGUCUAGAGUACACGAAGCUCAAGUUCUGGAUGUACAUGCUCGACGGUCUGUACCAGUCCGCGGUGGUCUUCUUCAUCCCAUACUUCAUCUGGCAAGUCGGCAUCGCGACGUCGUGGAACGGCCGGACCAUCGAGUCGCUUUCGGACUUUGGUACGACGGUGUCCGUUGCCGCCAUCAUCUGUGCGAACACCUACGUCGGACUCAACACCCAUUACUGGACGGUCAUCACUUGGAUCAUCGUGUUCGGCUCGUCGCUGAUCAUGCUCGCCUGGAUUGCCAUCUACUCCCUGUUUGAGAGUUCUGAUUUCGUCGACGAGGUCGUUAUCCUGUUCGGGGACGUCACCUUCUGGGGCGCGGUCCUCUUGUCCGUGAUCAUCGCGCUCGGCCCUCGCUUCUUCAUCAAGUACUUCAAGAGCACCUACAUGCCUCUCGACAAGGACAUCAUCCGCGAGAAGUGGGUGGCCGGCGACCUGAAGGACCAGCUCGGCAUCACGCACAGGCGUGAGCGCAAAAAGACCACGAAGGCCGAGCAGGCGCCAAUGUUCCACAACCCGCACUACCGCUCAGAGUCGGAGCUGAGCCAGCCGGAUGAGUACGGCACCCCUCAAGGCUACACUCCGCCGACCGCACACACUCCGAACAUGGACGGCUCUCCUAGGACCACCGUUCCCCUUAUGGCUGGCGAGUCCCCGCGCCAGCUCGAGGAUGGCUACCGAUCCGCGAACCCAUCCCCCAUCCCCUCUCCGAACUCGAACCGGGGGCAGUACACCGCCAGUCCCAACUCACAACGACUGUCGUACUACUCGGCUUCGAAUAUCCCCCCUCCUUCGCCCCUUCCGGAGUCGAACCAAUUCCAUCCCUAUACCCACCACUCGUCAGCACGGAAUACAGCCUACGGGUCAGAACCGCACAUGUCCGCCGUGUCCCACACGUCCGUCACGUACAACGGACCUCCCUCUCCACACCACAACAACUACAUGACACCACCUGGGUCCGCGACACUGCAAGUGCCCGGAAUCCGCUCACCACAGCGCUCGCCGACGACGCCUCCAGAGCAGUUCGAGAUGCGCGUACGGUCGCCGCCGCACUCAGGAGAGCAGUGGGCAGGAUACCCGCAGGAGGGGCAGCGGACGCAGCCGGACCGUCUCUCGCCGAUGGGCCAGGGCCUGCACACGCCGAUGGCGACGGAGGACUCGUACGCGACGGCGCGGACGGGCUCGGACGACGACGCGUACGACGGCUUCGACGUCGUGACGCCCGUCGCCCCUCCACACGCGCACACGCACGAGCAGCAGCAGCAGACGCAGACGCAGGCGCAGGAUGGCUCGUGGCGGAACAGUACGUUCUCGUACUCGGGCCCGCACGCGAUAUAG
Messenger RNA from Epithele typhae, 4929 nucleotides. RefSeq names its product phospholipid-transporting ATPase 1. NCBI's taxonomy places the organism in Eukaryota, Fungi, Basidiomycota, Agaricomycetes, Polyporales, Epitheliaceae. The record is from RefSeq and is a predicted model, not a curated record. Gene Ontology annotation, biological process: phospholipid translocation. The transcript has 10 exons. The coding region runs from base 1 to 4929 and encodes 1642 amino acids. Gene Ontology annotation, molecular function: ATPase-coupled intramembrane lipid carrier activity; ATP hydrolysis activity; magnesium ion binding. Gene Ontology annotation, cellular component: plasma membrane.